UGUGUGUAAAAGUUAAAGAUCACAACAUCGGAGAAUUUAGUUAGAUGUGCUAACUUCAGGAGCAUUGUUUUAAGACCGCGCAUGCUGUGCAUUACUGAACACCUGCAACAAAAAUGGCCAGCUUAACACAAAAUUCAAGUGGUUUUCUCGCUAAAUUAUCGGCAUUAGUUGGUGCUCCAGAGGAUGCUCUUUGUCUUCUCAUCUCUAUUCUCUUAGGUUUUCCAUUAGCUCUAAUACAUAGGUAUACACUUUAUGGUCAAGAUCCGAUUAAUCAACAUUUAUAUUUUAUCAUUUGUGGAGUAUUGCUGGGCUUUUGGAAUUACGGUUGGAGUAUACUUCAUCCGAUAAUUACAGUCUGUGUUACUUAUGCAAUCAUUAAAAGACUUGGUAGUACAAAACAAUGCGUUCAAGCAUCUUUUUUAUUCAACAUGGCUUAUUUAUUUUACGGUUAUUUAACUACAAGCACAGAAGAUUAUGAUAUUAAAUGGACCAUGCCACAGUGUGUACUAGCUCUUAGAUUAAUUGGUCUUUCCUUUAACGUAUGGGAUGGUUCAAAACCUGAUAGUGAAUUGUCUGCAUUUCAAAAACAAACCGCAAUCAAAGAACAUCCGACUUUAUUGGAAAUUGCGGCUUUCUCCUUCUUCCCAGGAUCAUUUUUAGUUGGUCCUCAAUUUAGUAUGAAAAGAUAUCAAGAUUACGUCAACAAUCGUCUUAUUAACAAGAGUGGAAAUAGUGAAAGUUUGCCAGAUUGCAUAAUUCCUGGUAUUCAACGUUCAUCUCUUGGUUUUGUUUACUUGGCGUUUUAUCAAAUUGGAAAUCAAUUCUUCCCUGAAAAGUAUUUGUUGAGCUCAAAUUUUGAAAAUUUGAAUUUCGUUCAACGUUGUUUUAGUGUUGGAAUAUGGGGUCGUAUUAAUUUAUAUAAAUACAUCAGUUGCUGGCUUAUGACCGAAGGAGUAUGUACAGCGUUUGGAUUGACAUACAAUGGAAAGGAUUCUUCCGGUAAUUUAAAAUGGGAUGGCUGUGCAAAUGUUGAAUUAUUGACAUUUGAGAAUGCAACUCAAUAUGAUCAUUAUAUUCAAUCAUUUAAUAUUAAUACAAAUCAUUGGAGUGCAGAAUAUGUUUACAAGAGACUCAAAUUCCUUGGAUCGAAGCUUUAUAGUCAAAUAGCAACUCUUGCCUUCCUUGCCGUAUGGCACGGCUUCCAUUCUGGUUAUUACAUGUGUUUUAUCAUGGAGUUCAUUAUUAUGUACUUUGAAAAAGACAUGGUACCAGUUUUGAAAAAGCAUGAACAACUUCAGCUACUGGUUAAAGAAAAUUUUGUUGCAAGGUUUGCGUUUUGGAUUCUUUUAAAGGUUUAUACCUUAAUUUUCAUGGGUUACGCGAUCGUACCCUUUGUCUACCUUUCGUAUCCAAAAUAUAUGCAGGUGUAUGGCAGCAUAUAUUAUUGUGGUCAUGUGAUAUUCUUUAGUUAUCCUUUACUCGCACCUUUUAUUAAAAAAGCCAUUCGUCAAAGUCGUCCCAGAUCGCAUCAAGAAUAAAGAUGUAAAAAGAAAAAAAAAAAAAAAGAACACAAAUUUUUGGACGGAUAAAUACGAGGUACAAUUGAAUUUUUCUUUUGGGGGGAAUAUUCUUCAAAAAAAAAAUGGGAUUCGAUUUUUAUUACUUAGCGAGCAGUAGAUAAAAAAUGUGCACUAAAAUAAAGUCUUUUUCGUCCUCAUCAAUUUUAAUGUAUCUUAUGAAAGAUACAUUUUAGAUGAAAGGUAGUUCCGUGAUAUCGAAGACUGAUACUUGUUUUUUCUUUUCUUUUUUUUUUAAAAACUUAUACUUUCUUGUCUUCGUGCAGUCCAAUUACAGAGUUAUUAUAUACAUGUUUUCGGAUUUAAAUGAGAUAUAUAUCAUUUAAAAAAAAGAAAAAUCCGAAUAGAAUAGAAAUAGAAAAUUAAUUGAACAAUUUAAUUAUUGACAAAUAAUUAAUUAAAAAAAAAAUCUCAAUUAGAGAAUAAAAUGAAUGAUAUAGGGAAAAAAAAGUGGAUUUAAAAUCUGUUUAUUAAUUUUUUCAUUGCAUUUUAAAAAAAGAAUUUUUAGUUUGAAAAAUUUAUAAAUUAAAAAUGUUCCGAAAUAUGGAAAAAAUUUUCUUUAAAAUUGGAAAAAUUGUUUAAAUUUCAAAAGUGAAGUAGUUUUAAAGAAAUGAAUGUAGGAAAAGUGAAAAAAAAAUUUCUCGUUAAGAAUUUCGGAGAGUUUUUCAAAUAAAAAUAAUGGAAAUUGAAAGAUUAAAAUAAUGAAAACUGUAUUGAACUAUAAAAUUGUAAUUAUCUUAUUAAUACAGUGACGACUGUAUUGAUAAUCAUGACUGUACAACUUUUUUAAACUAGAUACUUGGCUGAAACUUUUGUAAAAUAUUAACAACCAGCCAAUCUUUUUGGAUAUAAGGAAAUUAGCUUUAAAACAACUGCCGCAUUCUGGCGACAUCGACACAGAAGAGUUAUAUUUAAAAAAAAAGAAAAUGUACAUAAGGUUGUGAAAAAGACAAAGAAAGAGAGAAAGAGAUCAAGUUUCAUACCAUUAGAAUAUUGUAAUUUACGAUGAUAAUAAUAAUUGCUCGCAGAUAAA
This is a messenger RNA of Leptopilina boulardi, 2610 nucleotides long. RefSeq names its product lysophospholipid acyltransferase 5 (gene nes). The record is from RefSeq and is a predicted model, not a curated record. Gene Ontology annotation, biological process: lipid modification; phosphatidylcholine biosynthetic process. Gene Ontology annotation, molecular function: 1-acylglycerophosphocholine O-acyltransferase activity; lysophospholipid acyltransferase activity. Gene Ontology annotation, cellular component: membrane. Lineage: Eukaryota; Metazoa; Arthropoda; Insecta; Hymenoptera; Figitidae. The transcript is spliced from 8 exons. Bases 114 to 1538 code for a protein of 474 amino acids.